This is a messenger RNA of Aspergillus tanneri, 2442 nucleotides long. Its product is annotated as Elongator subunit ELP2. Gene Ontology annotation, biological process: tRNA wobble uridine modification. Gene Ontology annotation, cellular component: elongator holoenzyme complex. The coding region runs from base 1 to 2442 and encodes 813 amino acids. Gene Ontology annotation, molecular function: protein binding. NCBI's taxonomy places the organism in Eukaryota, Fungi, Ascomycota, Eurotiomycetes, Eurotiales, Aspergillaceae. The record is from RefSeq and is a predicted model, not a curated record. The transcript has 2 exons.
AUGGUGUCUGUUACAACUGAAUACAUUAGCGUAGGCGGCAACAGACAUCCUGCUGCCGCUGCCUGGGAUGUGCAGUCGGGUGUACUUGCCUUCGGCGCGGACAAUAAUGUAGCCUUGUGGGAUCCAGCGGAAAACUCCCAUCGUGGAGUCUAUGCUCUUCUCACUGGCCAUACCGAUAAGGUCAGCGCCAUCAAGUUCUACACCUGUCCCACCUCGGGCCAGAAACUCCUUCUAACCGGCUCUGUCGAUCAUACACUACGGCUCUGGAGAGCAGAUCCCAGCGAUGCUCGUCAAUUCUCGCUGGUGUAUACACUGGAAGGCCAUACAGGUUCGGUGAAUGCCAUAGCUGUGGCCAACGGCACGGAUGUCGUUGCUUCGGGCGCGGCAGAUGGUAGUGUUAAAUUAUGGAGAAUUAUCACUCAGAAUGGGGUCAUGGGCGAAAUAAUCCAGACUAUAUCCAUGAAACCGCGGUUUUUCCCAUUGGCUAUGGCAAUGAUACUGCUCCCAGCAGAUACAAAAGACAGGACCAUUGUGCUGGCAGUUGCUGGAACCACGAAUGUUGUUCAACUCCACGUGGCUGAAAAUAUACAUGCUGGCCUGGACUUCAAGUUUUCUGCUGUUUUGAGUGGCCAUGAAGCUUGGAUACGUUCCCUGUCAUUCACUCAUGACAAGCAAAGCAAGGUUGGGGACCUUCUACUUGCCUCGGCGAGUCAGGACAAAUAUAUUCGACUCUGGAGGUUUCAUCGGGGGGAGAUAGCUCCUUUGCUACCUUCAAAGGAUGAGGAUCCUAUGAUACCGGGACUUGAACCUACUUUGUCUAACAAGGCGCAUCAAUUUCAUGCAGCAGGAUCUACUUAUUCUGUUACAUUUGAAGCACUUCUGUUUGGAAAUGAAGAUUGGAUCUAUACUACGGCGUGGAAUCCUACUGCUGAACGUCAGCAACUUCUCUCUGCUUCUGCAGAUAAUACAUUGACUAUCUGGGAGCAAGACCUAGCUUCUGGCGUUUGGAUCUCCGCAGAAAAAAUGGGUGAAAUUAGUGUGCAGAAGGGCUCUACUACAGCCACGGGAAGUACUGGUGGGUUUUGGAUUGGCCUUUGGUCACCGGAUGGCAAGAAGGUCGUCAGUCUCAGUCGUACCGGUAGUUGGCGGGUAUGGAGCUACGAUGAAGUAGCCGAUGUUUGGGUGCAGUCACUAGGCAUCACAGGUCAUGUCCGAUCCGUUAACAGCGUAAGUUGGGAGCCUACCGGAGGUUAUCUACUGUCAACCAGCGCCGAUCAAACAACUCGGCUUCAUGCGCAGUGGUUACAAGAUGGCCUUAGGUCAUGGCAUGAAUUUUCACGACCCCAAAUUCAUGGAUAUGAUUUGAACUGUGUUGACACCCUGGGGUCGACACGUUUUGUUUCUGGUGCAGAUGAGAAACUUCUGCGAGUUUUCAAUAAACCUCACCCUGUCGCCCAAUUAUUGGAGAGGCUUGCUGGCUUGCAGUAUUCAAGUGGGGAUGAACUUCCAGAUACGGCGCAGAUUCCGGUUUUGGGCCUUUCCAACCAAGCUAUGUGCGAAGAGGCUCCAGCCGAUAUAGAUGGAAAUGGUCCAGAUGGCGUUGAAACGGGCCAACUCUAUGCGAAUCAAGCAAUGCUAUCAGAGUCAGAGCAGCCUCCUCUCGAGGAUCAGCUUGCUCGCUAUACAUUAUGGCCUGAGCAUGAGAAACUUUAUGGCCACGGAUACGAAAUAUCGGCAGUAGCUGUCAGCCAUGACAACACCCUCAUUGCGACUGCCUGCAAAGCAAGCUCAAUAGAUCACGCAGUGAUACGUCUAUAUGACACCUCUGACUGGCAUGAGAUCCGACCCUCUCUCGCUGCACAUACCUUGACAAUAACAAACCUUGCUUUCUCUGGUGAUGACCGGUAUCUCCUAAGCGUUGGACGUGACCGGCAAUGGGCGGUUUUCCACCGAAGCGAGCAAGAUUCUUCCGUGUUCUCACAGCUAGCAUCGAACCUAAGGGGCCAUUCUAGGAUGAUCUUAGAUGCUGCUUGGGGUCCAGAAAAUGACAUACCUUUUUUUGCAACAGCCGGUCGCGACAAGUCUGUGAAACUCUGGCAGAUGGUUGAAGGUUCAUUUGUGUGCAAGUCGACAAUACCGCUGAAAACCUCUGUCAGUGCUAUCGCGUUCUAUCCGCAGAUGCAGAGGGGCUUAUACAUUCUCGCGACCGGCGAGGAUAGUGGCGAGCUAUCCAUAUACCAAAUCGCGGCUGGUAGUCUUGAGAUCAAGCAUCUUGUGAGCGUUGAGAGACUCUUGUCUCCCUCGAAGACAGUUACGCGACUAGCAUGGCGACCUUCUAUCGAAAAAGAUAAGAUAGAGGGAAAUAAGUGUAGCUUUGAGCUUGCUGUUGCGAGCGAAGACUCUUCGACGCGUAUAUAUGCCAUCUCCAACAUGGUUUUAUAA